GUAUAUGAGCUUUCUUCACAUGAAUCUCUUGCACUUUUAGUUGGAUCCUAUUAAAGAUCCCAUUUUGAUUGCUACACUCAUCAACUCCCAUCUCUCUCUACCUAUUUUCAUUCCAACAAUUGCUUUUUGUUUAAUUACAAAUUCAAGAAUCCCAUUUCUUUCUGGUGCAACUAAUCCUCAUUGAGGUAAAUCAUCAUCCACCUUAUCUUCAUCACAUAUCUCUGUGAGCUCUGAAGCUUGUGUGGAAAUCAUAAGGGGAAAGGGGAUUUUGCAGAAAUGCAAGCUAUAUUACAAUCAAAAGGGCUUCUUUCGUUGCCAUCAAGCCCCAAAACCAGGGCUUUCAUCUCACAGCCCUCGUGUGAUUUGAGGUACAGAUUCAAUCCCAUAAACUCUUUCUCCAAACCAAUCACACUAAACAAAGCCUCUCUUUCUCCAAAUGGGUUCUCAAAACUUCAGUCCGAACCCCAAAACAACAGAAAUCGUCACUUCUGCCGAGCUGAGGCAGCUGCAUCAUCAGCUGAUGGGCAGCCACCCAAAUUCAUGGGCCUUGAUUUGGUGACUCUCAAGAAAAUCAUACCUCUUGGGCUCAUGUUCUUCUGUAUUCUGUUCAACUACACGAUCUUGAGGGACACCAAGGAUGUUCUAGUGGUGACAGCAAAAGGGUCGAGUGCUGAGAUCAUACCUUUCUUGAAAACGUGGGUGAAUUUGCCAAUGGCUGUGGGCUUCAUGCUUUUGUACACUAAGAUGGCCAAUGUGUUGUCGAAGCAGGCUCUGUUUUACUCUGUUAUAUUCCCAUUUAUCGCCUUUUUCGGGGCGUUUGGAUUUGUUUUCUACCCCAUGAGCAGCUAUAUCCACCCCACAGCCCUUGCUGACAAUCUUUUGAACCUUCUUGGUCCGAGGUUUCUUGGCCCUCUUGCUAUUUUGAGGAUAUGGAGUUUCUGUUUGUUCUAUGUUAUGGCUGAGCUUUGGGGGAGUGUGGUUGUCUCAGUUCUGUUUUGGGGGUUUGCUAAUCAGAUUACCACUGUUGAUGAAGCCAAGAAAUUCUAUCCCCUGUUUGGGCUCGGAGCAAAUGUAGCGCUUAUCUUCUCUGGUCGAACUGUGAAAUACUUCUCUAAACUGAGAGAAAACCUCAGUCCUGGUGUUGAUGGCUGGGCUGUCUCACUAAAGGGAAUGAUGAGUAUCGUGGUGCUGAUGGGACUUGCGAUUUGUUUCCUUUAUUGGUGGGUCAAUCAUAAUGUCCCUCUCCCCACCCGUAGUCAGAAGAAGAAGGAGAAGCCACAGAUGGGGACGAUGGAGAGCUUGAAAUUCUUGGUUUCUUCAAGAUACAUAAGAGAUCUUGCUACUUUAGUGGUAGCAUACGGUAUUAGUAUCAACCUCGUCGAGGUUACAUGGAAGUCGAAGCUCAAAGCUCAGUUCCCAACACCAAAUGAGUACUCAUCUUUCAUGGGAGAUUUCUCAACUGCUACCGGAAUUGCAACUUUCACAAUGAUGCUUUUGAGCCAAUGGAUCUUCAACAAAUAUGGUUGGGGGGCUGCAGCGAAGAUCACACCAACCGUCUUGCUCCUAACCGGUGUCGGCUUCUUCUCCUUGAUUCUCUUCGGACACCCUCUCGCCCCAACUCUCGCCAAAUUCGGCAUGACCCCCCUAUUAGCAGCCGUUUAUGUCGGAGCAAUGCAAAACAUAUUUAGCAAGAGCGCCAAAUACAGCUUAUUCGAUCCGUGCAAGGAAAUGGCAUACAUUCCGCUGGAUGAGGACACAAAGGUUAAAGGGAAAGCAGCGAUCGAUGUAGUCUGCAAUCCUCUGGGAAAAUCUGGGGGUGCCUUAAUUCAGCAGUUCAUGAUCUUGACCUUCGGAUCCCUAGCAAACUCGACUCCGUAUCUAGGUGGCAUCCUCCUUGUGAUCGUCCUCGCCUGGCUAGGCGCCGCCAGAUCUCUAGACGUGCAGUUCACUGCGCUGAGGAAGGAGGAAGAGCUCGAGAAGGAGAUGGAGGGAAAAGGUGUCAAGAUCCCCAUAGCGUCUUCGGAUGAAGGUGAUAACGGUUCUCUUUCUCGCGGCUCGGCCGUAGGCGACAACCUGUCCCCAAAGAAGCUAUAUGAUCAAUAGAUUGACAGGCAAAGAUGGUGGAAAGAUAGAUAGAUAGGUAGAUAGAUUAAUAAGUUUAGUAACUCUUAGGUUUACAAUUUUAGUUUCUGAGAGUUCUUGGAUUUCAUUGCUCGUUUUGAUCAUGUUAUAGGAUUAAUGAAACCAAGAACGAUCUCAGAGUCUUAAUUAGAAUAUUAAAUCACGAAGUUUUAAUUUUUCUUUAA
Molecule: messenger RNA, 2306 nt
Organism: Salvia hispanica
Lineage: Eukaryota; Viridiplantae; Streptophyta; Magnoliopsida; Lamiales; Lamiaceae
Product: plastidic ATP/ADP-transporter-like
Biological process (GO): nucleotide transport
Cellular component (GO): membrane
Molecular function (GO): ATP:ADP antiporter activity
Source: RefSeq, a predicted model, not a curated record